This is a messenger RNA of Anarrhichthys ocellatus (wolf-eel), 2555 nucleotides long. RefSeq names its product metaxin 3 (gene mtx3). The transcript is spliced from 8 exons. Gene Ontology annotation, biological process: mitochondrion organization. Gene Ontology annotation, cellular component: SAM complex; cytoplasm. NCBI's taxonomy places the organism in Eukaryota, Metazoa, Chordata, Actinopteri, Perciformes, Anarhichadidae. The annotation marks the transcript as partial. The record is from RefSeq and is a predicted model, not a curated record.
UCAUGGGUUUGCUUCUUUUUUCCUCCCUUUUUUAAAACAAUUUUUCUGAUUGAAGUGUGUGUUUUCUUUCAGGCUUACGCCAAGUUUUCUGGGGCAAAAGUCACGGUUUCUCCUAUUGACUGGACAUGGAAAACUCUCACAGCGACGGUCCCAGAGUUGCUGUGUGGAGACUCUGCAGUUCAAGAACCUACAAAUAUUCUCAACUUCCUGAGAAAACGGAAGUUUAAUGCAGACUAUGAACUGACAGCCCGACAAGGAGCAGACACCAUGGCGUACAUCGCUCUGCUUGAAGAGAAACUACGACCAGCUCUGUUGCACACUUUCUGGGUGGAUGCAGAAAACUACGCCAACCUGACACGGCCAUGGUUUGCUUCACGCUCGCCAUUCCCUCUGAACUUUUUCAUUCCCAAUCACUAUGCCAACACCGCCCUCUCCCGCAUCCUUCUAACCAAAGGAGAGGCGCCGCUACACAGAAUCACCGAGGUCGAGGGAAAGAUCUACAGUGAUGCUAAAGAGUGCCUGAAUCUCCUCUCAUACAGACUGGGAACGGCAGACUACUUCUUUGGCAACUUGCCGACCAGUCUGGACGCCUUUGUGUUUGGUUUUGUGGCUCCAAUGUACAAAGCCAGUCUCCCCAGCAGCCCUCUGCAGAGCCACCUCAGACAGCUCGAUAACCUCACAAGCUUCUGUGACAACAUCCUCGCCGUCUACUUCAGCUCGGACCACCCUUGUCCCCCCCCACCUGUUCAGGAAACAAUGGAUGCCAACCUCCAGAAACUAACUCAGCUUGUAAACAAAGAGUCCAACUUGAUAGAGAAGAUGGAUGACAACCUUCGCAGCAGCCCUCAGCACAAACCCCACAGACCAGACCCCAAACCCAGUCUGGCCAGUGAGCAGAGCUCUACUCCUGCCUGACCCCUGACCCCUGACCUGUCAACCCUGAUCCAGGCUUAUGAAUGGAGGAGAGAAAGCCUGUCGGUGAAAGCUGCAGUUCUGACUCAACAUCCUAAAAAUAUAAAAAAAUGUCAUCCAGGGGAAAUAUGGUUUGAAUGGAAAAUAACCUAAUAAUUAUUGGAAGUAUGACUAUAUAACUAUUAAAGAGGCUAUUUUAUAGAAACAUAAUGAUGAUUGAUUUCAAAGAUGUUGGUCUGAAAGAGAUGGAAAAGUGCAUGUGUGGGGUUUUAGAAGAAGGUUGAGUGCAUGUAUGUGGUUAUGGAUGGAAUUCUAUGAAGUGGCGUUUGAUGAGAAAGACACAGAAAGUUGAAGGAAAGUAAAAGUCCAGCAGGGAAAAGAAGCGACCACCUAACCACUUGAUCCUUUUGUUUUCUGUAAGAAAUAUGUAUUUACAUUUUUCAGUUCAUGCACCAUAGGACACGUGUGACAUGUGUUUCCUCACCUGCGUCAUGAGGAUAUUGAAGUUGGUUAAAUACGCAUUGAUCUCUGACAUGGUUCAGAGUUGUGCUAGAGCACCAAAUGGGAAGAUGUGUUUAGUUACGUUACUCCAGUUUUAUAAAUCAGUUUUCAUUUUAGCAUGACGGUGAUCUGAGAUCUUUCACCUCCUGUAAAAAUCUUCUGUAAAUUCUGACAUUUAAAUUAGUGUUAUGUACAGUAUGUAUACAGUCAUGACUAGGAAAAAACAAUCACGUAUUUUGUUUUGCUCUCAUCUCCUCUGCUUUGUAUAGCUUGUAUAGUUGUAAAUAUUUUCAUGAUGGAAAUCAAUGCAAUUUACUUGUGGUUUCCUCUCAUAGGGCUGAUCAUCAUCUUCUUCAGUCUUUGCUAGAUACACUGAGGUGAUUCAUACACACUCUAGUAACUUAUUCAUGCAGAAUAUUUGGGACUAAUGAGUGUUUGUGUGAGAGUUUACCCAAGAAACCAGUGUGUUUCAAUUACAGUUUCUUUGUUUUGCAAGAUAACUGUCAUUACCAAUCCACUCGCAGUUGUUGCCAUAGUUUUUCCACAAUCAAUCUUACAGGUACAUCAUUUAUUUUGUUUCGAUUUUUCAGCUGUGUUGUCAUUUGCUGUGCCUAUUUAACAACUUGUUAAAACUGAAGUGUCUGUCCCAUCUGGGAAUAUCUCAUUAUCUGCCUCAUGUGUUUUUUUGUUUUUAAUGUCAUGCUCCCCAAUAUCCUCACAGCUCAUACACUUCUGAACUGUGUCUACUCUGUGAUUAGUGUCUCAGUCUAAAAGUAUUAAUACUUUUCAAGAUACUUGGGCUUCUGCAACUUCCAAACACAACAUUUUGCAGUUACAUUCCCUUUAAAGCACCAUACCCUGAAACAAAAGCAUUCAUUGGUGUGUUUGCGUGCAUGUGUGUGUGUGUGUGUUUUGGCAAUUACAAAAUGUUGACAGACAACAAUCAGGCUUGUGAGGACCAUAAGGCUGCAGUGUGCCUUCAUGACUGCUGGUGUCUUUGUGCAAUUGUCCAAAUGUUAACGGUUCAUAAUUUUCAUACAUUGCCACAAAUUAUCUUUUGUCAUUUCUGUUACUGUUGUUCACCCUGUUUGGAUGGUUGGUAGCAACUGUCAUCAUAUAAUUGAAAUACAAAUAUAAUCCAA